UGCAAUUGUCUCUCUUCCCCUUGAUAUCUCUCCUCCUUGGAUGACCUCUUGAUUCUUGCUAUUUACACCUCUUCCCUGACUAUUUCCCAUUGUUUUACGCCCUUCGCCACGGCGGUUUUCCAUUGGACCGGGGUUAAACGGUGUUUAUUACUUUUCCUCCGUCCGAUCUGUCCCUUUCCACCGCUGCUUAUUCUCCUCGGAUUUUUCGGUAUAUAACGUGUCUCCUGUCUUGUUGUGCUUGAGUGACAGAUUAUCCCCUCUGUCACUCUGGUUCAACCGUGGCAAAGUGUCGACCGCGCGACUCCCCUCCUUGAGCUCCCAGGUCUCCCGACCCUGGUCCACACGCUCCUUCACGAUCCCUCGCCGCUUUACCUCUUCCUCUUCGAUGACCUCUGAAUCGUUGAAUUCCGGAGACGAUCUGUCAGGUCAAGAGCCCCCCAUGUCGUCGCACCAAGAGGACGUCCCGCAUGCCGCGCGCGGCACGGCCGCGACGCCGGGGCCUUCAGCGUGGUUUCCCCUCGGCUACCGAGAAGGCUUUAGUCAAUGGUGGGCGUGUCUCCCGGCCGCCGCAGCCGAGCAUAAAGUGCUCUCCCACCUUCCCUAUCUCCAGCAACAGCCCCCGACCCACCUGCAGACGGGCAAGACGGCCAGUACCCCCAGUGGCGGCCCCGGCAGCCUGCAGUCGGUCGACCAAAGCCAGCAGGGUGAGGUGUCGGCCAGCUCCUUCGACGACCCGUACGGCCCCCGUCUGUGGCGAUCCAGCAUGGUCGAGCUGGCGGGCAAGAAUCGCGCCCUGAACGAGUUCUCCGUCGAGCGAGUCGGGGAAGAAGCCGACCAACACCUGGUCAUGCUGCACGGGUACGGCGCCGGGCUGGGGUUUUUCUACAAGAACUUUGAGCCGCUGAGUCGGCUGAGAGGGUGGCAACUGCAUGCGCUAGACUUACUCGGCAUGGGCCGCAGCACACGGCCCGCCUUCCGCAUCGAUGCCAAGUCCCGCGAAGACGCCAUCAAAGAGGCGGAGGACUGGUUCAUCGACGCGUUAGAAGAGUGGCGCAUCAAGCGCAAGAUCGACCGGUUCACCCUACUGGGCCACAGCCUGGGUGGCUACAUGGCGGUGGCCUAUGCGCUGAAGUACCCCGGCCGGCUGAACAAGCUCAUCCUCGCCUCUCCCGUGGGCAUUCCCGAAGACCCGAACGCCAUGCGGGCGGAUCUGCCCGAGCCCACCGAGUCCAGCUCCGUCAGCGAUCCGGCCCAAGAUCCCCCGCGCAUCGCGCAGUCGGCCUCAGCCGUCCCGACGGAGCAACAAAAGGGCGACAACAACAUCCUCCUCAAGGGCGCGCCCACCACCUCGCCCAACGACCCCCGCCCGCGCCGGAUGGUGCCCAAGUGGUUCGCCUACCUGUGGGACGCCAACAUCUCGCCCUUCACCCUGGUGCGAUGGGCCGGCCCACUCGGCCCGCGCCUGGUGUCGGGGUGGACCUCUCGACGGUUCUCGCACCUCCCCGCGGACGAAGCCAAAGCACUGCACGAUUACUCGUACUCGAUCUUCAACCUACGCGGUAGCGGCGAGUACGCACUAGCAUACAUCCUCGCCCCGGGCGCCUUCGCCCGCAGUCCCCUAAUCCGACGCAUCCACGGCCUUGGCCGACAGCUACAGCAGCAACAGAAACAACAGAACGCAUCCUCCUCACCCUCAUCCUCAUCAUCAACGACCCCCGUCCCCGCAGAAGUAACCGACCUCUCCCCAGGCCGCGCGUCCGCCUCCUCCAUCGCCUCAAACCCCAUCUCCCAGCCACGCGACGCAUCCUCCGCGCAGCCCGUCGAGCGCGAGAACGGCCUCCCGGUAGUCUUCAUGUACGGCGACCACGACUGGAUGGACGUGCGGGGCGGAAUAGCAGCCAAAGCCAAGAUGGAGGAAGAACGGCGUCGGGCGUUGCAAGACGCGACGCCUGCACAGCGGAGCGCUGACCGCGGCACCGCCAAGGUCGUCGUUAUCCAGAACUCCGGACAUCAUGUUUAUCUUGAUGGGUGGGAAGAGUUCAACCGGGUUGUGUUGAAGGAGAUGGAGGAGGUGGGUGCGUCGGAGAGGGCGAGGCGGUCGAUUGAUUAGUUUGGGAUCUCUACCAUUCUAUUCACUAUUCUACCUUCACCUGCUUCGUCUGGUGUUUAGGUGCGCAGUGAGAACGUGACGGUAGAUUCACACUUACUUGCCUCUCCCAGGGGUCGGUCCCUAGUUUGUUGCUGGUGUUGUUGUCGAUAUCGUGGUAUUGACGCUGUUGAUGUUGCUGUUGUCGUGGUGUUGUUGGUGCUGACAUUAUUGUUGUGGUGGCGGUACUGAUGUUGUUGAUGUUGUGAUAUGUUUGGUUCUCCCAGCGCACUCUUCCCCCAGAGUGAUUUAGCCCACAGUCUUUUUCGUUUCAUUUUCCCCUUUUCCUUCCUUAUUUUCUCCCUUUUCAAAGCCAUGCAUGAUGUACAUAUAUCAUAUCAUAUAAGAUCAUUUCGAUCGGAUAGAUAGACG
Molecule: messenger RNA, 2518 nt
Organism: Aspergillus campestris IBT 28561
Lineage: Eukaryota; Fungi; Ascomycota; Eurotiomycetes; Eurotiales; Aspergillaceae
Product: putative alpha/beta hydrolase
Exons: 2
Coding region: 386-2110 (574 amino acids)
Biological process (GO): cardiolipin acyl-chain remodeling
Cellular component (GO): mitochondrial inner membrane
Molecular function (GO): A2-type glycerophospholipase activity
Source: RefSeq, a predicted model, not a curated record